CACAAACAUCUAACAAACAUUCUCUUCCUACCCACAUCCUCCUUCAUAAUAUAUUUUUUUACUCCAGAGUUUGGUUGUACUUUUAACUGAAAUGACCAGAUUUAAUUUGCACCAUUUGUCCAUGAACAAUUAAUUUUUUAACUUGUGGCUCUGCAAAUUUUUACUUCUGCAAAAUUUAUUUUGAACUCAGCUGAAGCAAAGCCCCAUGCUCAGAGGCAAAGCUCCAACCACACACAUGUCCUCUGUCAUUGCUCCAUCCAAUCCCUCUGGCUCCACGGGACCAAAAGAGGUGGAGUUGAUGCUGGUAAAGGAGCAGAACGGUGUUCAGUUCACCACCUCUGCCCUGGUUGUACCGACAGGCCAGACUCAUCCAUCUGGAGAGGAACGAGAAACCUGGGCCAAGAAAAUCGACUUUCUGCUGUCAGUCAUUGGCUUUGCAGUGGACCUUGCUAACGUCUGGAGGUUCCCAUACUUAUGCUACAAGAAUGGAGGAGGUGCCUUCCUUGUCCCCUACUUGUUCUUCAUGGUGAUUGCUGGAAUGCCACUUUUCUAUAUGGAAUUAGCAUUGGGACAAUACAACCGAGAAGGUGCUGCAGGAGUAUGGAAGAUUUGUCCAAUAUUUAAAGGUGUUGGCUUCACAGUGAUCCUUAUCUCACUAUAUGUUGGUUUCUACUAUAAUGUCAUCAUUGCCUGGGCACUUUUCUACCUGUUCUCGUCAUUUUCCUCUGAGCUGCCAUGGGUUGACUGCAACAACACGUGGAACAGCGCAAACUGCUCUGACCUCAAUGCUACCUCUCUGAAUGACUCGCACAAAGCCACUCCUGCUUUGGAGUAUUUCGAGCGUGGUGUGCUGCACAUUCAAGACAGUGCAGGGAUUGAUAAUCUUGGCCUGCCUCGUUGGCAGCUCACUUCCUGUCUUGCUGUAGUCAUUGUGGUACUGUACUUCAGUCUGUGGAAAGGAGUCAAAACCUCUGGCAAAGUGGUGUGGAUCACUGCCACAAUGCCUUAUGUGGUUCUGACGGUUCUUCUGCUGCGUGGUGUGACUCUGCCUGGAGCCAUCGAUGGCAUUAAAGCCUACCUGAGUGUGGACUUUCUGCGCCUGUGUGAUGCUCAGGUCUGGAUUGAAGCGGCAACACAAAUCUGCUUCUCUUUAGGAGUCGGCUUCGGUGUUUUAAUCGCCUUCUCCAGCUACAACAAAUUCACCAACAACUGCUACAGAGACGCCAUCAUCACCAGCUCCAUCAACUCACUGACCAGCUUCUUCUCUGGGUUUGUCAUCUUUUCCUUCCUGGGCUACAUGUCCCAGAAACACAACGUGGCCCUUGAUAAAGUGGCCACUGAUGGUCCUGGUUUGGUGUUUAUAAUUUACCCAGAAGCCAUUGCAACACUGCCAGGCUCCUCUGUCUGGGCUGUGAUAUUCUUCAUCAUGCUGCUCACUCUGGGCAUCGACAGUGCUAUGGGUGGCAUGGAAUCAGUGAUAACAGGACUCAUUGAUGAAUUCAAGUUCCUGCACAAACACAGAGAACUGUUUACACUCUUCAUUGUGGUGUCCACCUUCCUCAUCUCCCUGCUCUGCGUAACGAACGGAGGAAUCUAUGUGUUCACAUUGUUGGACCACUUUGCGGCAGGGACAUCGAUCCUCUUUGGUGUGCUGAUUGAAGCCAUCGGCAUUGCCUGGUUUUAUGGUGUGGAUCGUUUCAGCGAUGAUAUCCAGGAGAUGAUUGGGCAGAGACCAGGAAUUUACUGGAGGCUCUGCUGGAAAUUUGUCAGUCCCUGUUUCUUGCUGUUCAUGGUGGUAGUUAGCUUUGCGACCUUUAACCCCCCGAAAUAUGGCUCCUACUCGUUUCCAACGUGGGCCAACAUGCUCGGCUGGUGUUUGUCUAUUUCCUCCAUGAUCAUGGUUCCCAUCUACGCCAUCUACAAGUUUUGUGUCCUGCCUGGAAGCUUCUGUACCAAACUGGCGUAUGCCAUUACACCAGAGACUGAGCAUCACCUGGUUGAGCGUGGUGAGGUGCGACAGUUCACGCUUCAUCACUGGCUGGUGGUGUGAAUGUGUUGGAGAAAUAAGUUAAUUCCUCCAGCUCUGUAGGGAGCGCUGUGUACCAAACAAGCCGUACGUCUCGUCCUUCUUUCUCGUAUUAUAAAAAAAAGAAAUGUGUGGCAGUGAUGUGGUUUUUGAUCACAAUAGGUUCUGUCAAAAAAUAUGUAACCCAAGUACAGGCUAUAUCCCACACGCUAGUGAGAAAACUUGCCCCAUACAAAUGAUCUAACUAAUAAAUAGAAUUUGCUCGAACACUGUUUGUGAUAGUGAUCUUUUAUAUUUAUUUUAGUGCUAAAGCAAUUGUGUAGUACACAAAUUUUCUCAAACACUUUGAUAGUUAAAUAUAUAUAUUUUAUAAUUGCAGAUGCAAAUAGUAUGAUUUUAUUAUUAUUAUUAUUAUUAUUAUUAUUAUUAUUAUUAUUAUUAUUAUUAUUAUUAUUAUUAUUGCUCUGAGACAGGGACAAUGGUGUGACCUUCAAAAACUCUAGCGUUUGGGACAUGGGCAAAUUCUCUCUAUAUGAUGACUGUUAUGAUGACUGUUUACUGUUUAUAUAUAUUAUUUUGUGAUUAGAGUAAAACCUGAGCCCUAUUGAUCAAUGUAAUUGAUGUGUCAAAAAGUAUAUACUGACUAAAAACCUAUAAAAUAAUGUUUCAUAUGAUCUAGUGAUACAGUAAACUCUCUACAUCGUUAUGUGUGUUUUAAAUAAAAAAAAACAAUGGACACAGUGAUCAGGUUUAGCGAGUUAUUCAAGCCAUAUUUGUGCAUCAGCUUUACUCCACUGUUUGUGGAUUUGUGAAUUUAUAUUUUCACAAAUUUUUAGCAUGAUUAGUAAUAGACAUUCAAUAUAUCAUUACAUUUAGUGCUCAAAUCUAUACAAAUUUGAGUCUAAUUAAUUCAUAUUUGUAUUUUUGUUAGAAUAUUAAAUAAUAUUUUAUUUUCAAAAAAUAAAAUACAGACUUAAUUAAAAAAAAA
Molecule: messenger RNA, 3014 nt
Organism: Silurus meridionalis
Lineage: Eukaryota; Metazoa; Chordata; Actinopteri; Siluriformes; Siluridae
Gene: slc6a3
Product: solute carrier family 6 member 3
Exons: 15
Coding region: 206-2050 (614 amino acids)
Biological process (GO): sodium ion transmembrane transport; dopamine uptake involved in synaptic transmission
Cellular component (GO): plasma membrane; presynaptic membrane; neuron projection
Molecular function (GO): norepinephrine:sodium symporter activity; dopamine:sodium symporter activity
Source: RefSeq, a predicted model, not a curated record